UUGCAUCCGCAUCAAAGACUAGUGCAGCUACGCAAACGGCGAAAAUUUGACCUUAACGACGAGGGGAGAUCGAGAGUGACUAGCCCCCAAAUAUAACUCCAACAUGAUUUCGUGAGCUGAGAUCCACCAUGCGAGAUCAGGGAGACUUCAAGAGCGGUGUGAAGCGCUUUGCUUAUGAUGGAGGGAAAUCAACUAAGAGCAACAGUGCCAGUGAUGAAUGGGACAGCUUUGGUAUAACCAAACCAGUUAAAGAAAUCAAAGAACUGGAUGAGUUGAACAACAUAUGGAGCAUCCAGAAGAACGUGUCACUCAACGGGUCGCCGUUGAAACCCCAGGGUACGACUGUCCAGGCUGCUCCCACUGGAACAGGAUUCUACUCCCGGCAUGGCCAGCACAACUCACUCAAGAUGUCGGAGGGGACAAGGUCCUCCCCAAGUCUGAAUACAGCAGCUCAACCCCGGAGCUCCUUCUCCAUGAAUCCCCAGCGGUCGGGAUAUUCCUACUCACAACCUGAUUCUGGAACCACUGCCACGACCUUUCCUCUUCUGUCGUCAACUAGUGGAGGGUCUAACUACCAGUCACAGAGUCGUUACAAUGAUGCAACUCAUCCGGCCAGUAACCAAAGACAUCUCCCUGGAACUACUGUUAUGAAUACAAGGACCUCUUCAAUUGGCAUGCAAAAGCCAAAUCAACACUAUUCUGCCGAUUCCCAGCAGCCUGGAGGCAACAGCAACAGGUCAUCUAGGACAGGGAACCAUUGGCCAAGCUUCUGACUCUUGUCAACAAUUUUCACUGUUGACAGAUUCAAAGAGUAUCCCUUUUUAAAGAUUUGGGUCAGAGGUCAAAUAUAUGAGGCACUGCCACUGUGUUCUAUCCACAAGGCCAUCAACUCGUAUCCCAGUUUGCACCGGGGCACAAAUCUUCACGUCAGUUUCACAUGUGACUAAUAUCCCAGUGCUGUUUACAUCUCUAGAAAAAAAAGCUGUCACAUGAACAGUACAUUGCCUGACUAAGUCAGCUUAAGCUCAUGUGCAAAGCUGAUGUGCAAAGGACUCAUUUGCAUAUUUGCCGUAUCAAAGAAAGCACCUGUGUCCACCUGUGCAAAUCAUGUAGAGACAUAAGGUGAUAAAUCUCACAAUCUUGUGAAUUGUAAAAUAUUAGUUUGUGAUUUUUAUUGCAUUGAUGACACCUAAUCUGAAUCACUGUACAUAAUUCGAAGGAAUUCUGACGUCAGAAAUUUUUAGCGUGUACAUAUAUAUAUACAUAUAUAUGAAAUCAUGUAACUUAAAAAUUUGUUUGCUGUGCUUGUAUGUGGUUUAACACUGAGAUUAAAAUUUAUUAGAGUUUUAUUUUUUCAAACAUUCCGUAUAUAUUUGAAAUUUACAGUACACAGAGACCUACUGGUGGAUUGAAUAUUGUACUUUUAUGCAUUUUUACAUAUCUGUUGUUGAACUUUUUAGUUACAAUGUGUGAUGCGAUGUUCUGCAUGUUCUGCACUCUUACUGUAGUCGAACAAAAAUCCUUUACGAAACCAUCAUUCUUGUUCACAAAGUACACAUCAGGAGCUGUCUCAUCUCUCCUAAGUUUCACUUCCUAAGUCAUAGGGAAUGGUCACUUCUGCAACCACAGCACAUAUAUUGUGUUCCACUCACUAGUCUAACAGACAUUUGAAGCAAGAUCUGGGACGUAGAGAACUCCCCCACCUUUGUGUUGGUCAUUGUUUGAUCGGAAUCUCAGGAAUUCUUUUCAGACAUGGGGGGGAUGUGUUUAUAGGUAACAAUAGGCUAGGGUGUGUAUAGGGAUUGGACAUGUGAGGAAGGGUACCCUACCGUCCCAUCUCUUGUUGGGUAUACUAACGGCAUUGUUCUGCUCCAAACACUUGAGGAACUCAACUCACAGCUGUGUGUAAUGUGAGCCAUAGCCAGGCACACUGUACCCCGUUUUGCUUUCCGGAUUGAGUGGGAUAAAUUCAACCCUCUUCAGGUUGGAUGAAGGUGUUUGAUUACCAUUCCAUUCAUGGUUUGGGUACCAGUUUGUUUGAUCCUGUUACCAGUCGUAAUAAAUGGUUUCAGAAAACAAUCUGGGGGUAGCAGAGUUAUGUUUCACAAUCAACUUGUUUAGACCAUUGCCAGGGUUGUGUUUUGGUACUCUGAGAGUCUGAACGGCACAGGAGACUUCAUCAAAAGAUUUAGAAUAGUAAAACUGGGGAUAGUGACCCCACAAAAAUUUCUUCGUAAAAAGAACAGUGUGUUCAUGAUAAUGUCUGCUACCCAGUUUCUCAUUUUCCCCUGAAAACCACCUCUGAUUGGUUAAUCCUAUGAAAGGACAUGUUGGACUGGCUAUUUUUGUCAUGGUUUCUAAUAAACGGAUGAUACUAUAAAUUUGUUGUAAAUUGGAAAAUAAUACUUCAAACUUUGCAUAUAACAUUCUCAGGACCUCAUCAUUGUGGGUAGAUGGUUUUCUAAAAUUUUCUGAGAAUGGAAUUACAACUGACCUGACAUUUGGGUGUUGGGAUUUGGCAACCUUUUCUUAAGAGUAUUCUUAAUGCUGUUUUUAGGGAAGAGGUUUCAGGUACUUUCAGUUACUUUGUACUUUGAAUAAUUUCCUUCAAUUUAAGACAUAAAACGGGAAUCAGGACCAAAAGUGCCUACACACUUCAUUGUAACUCCUUUCACUGUUUUCUGUUAUAUUUCAGUGGAAAGAAACUGACCAAUAUUGAAUUUUUUAAAUACUCAAAACAUAAAUAUGACUUAAACACUGCUUACGUAAAAUAGUUCGAGUGUAAAAACCGUGGCAGGUCUGAACACAGAUACCUCAACUUUUGUCAGUUUUCCUUCUUUUUGGAAAUUUUUAUUCUAAAUUUGCAAUUUACUGGUACAAGGCAUGUGUGCUGUUUUAAAAAUGUAUUUUUGGUUUUCGGGUGAAGACAUUUGUAAAGGUUCACCUUAAUUUAAGACUGAAUCAGAUUUGUGGUGAGAAAUACCAGUGUUAAACUGUUGUAGUCAAGACCACUUAAGACCUUCACAAGACCACACGAGACCAGCACAAAACCAACAGAAGACCUCCAGUCUGAAUUCAGGUCACCAGCUAUGCAAAUGAACUGCAGCAAAAGCAUUCCUUUGUCAUUGUUCACCCUGUUACUUGUGACCGGUCUUGACUACAACACUUGUGUUAAGUCCGUGUUAAAUUGGUUGUCUUCAUUGUCCUGCUGGCUCAACCGUAACAAGACCUUUUUUAUUCUGAAUACAGGUAUGGGUUUUGACAAGUGGGUUUAUCUGUGGUCGAGUUUGGGCGGCCUGUUGACACGGGUUUCUUGUUCUCACGCUUGAACGGCGGGAACACGACUCAAGAACACUG
Molecule: messenger RNA, 3357 nt
Organism: Acanthaster planci (crown-of-thorns starfish)
Lineage: Eukaryota; Metazoa; Echinodermata; Asteroidea; Valvatida; Acanthasteridae
Source: RefSeq, a predicted model, not a curated record